AUUCGUUUUGGCACCGUUGGAUAGAGACCCUGGAUCCGCCCUUGUCUAAGUGCUCAGUAGAUUCUUUAACCGACUGUGCAAUUGCAGGCACUUUAGAAUGUAUGCGCAAUCUGAAAGAGUUCGAGCUGCCAAAAAGUCUGAGUCCCAGCGAGCUGGAGACCGUAGAGCGCGUGAUAACUAACGUUCUUCUGAGCAAAGAGACUGCUCGCGCUCUCUACCCGAAUGCGUCCGAAGACGAGGUGCAGAAAAAUGGAAGCGGAGUUUAUUUCACGAUGAAUGAAGUGCUGGAGCAACCAUCCGAGUCCAGAGUGAUUUUGGCCAGCAAUAAUCUGUUGAUUCCCUUGUGGAAUAUUGCUGAGUCUGACCGAGUUCAUGGCAAGCAUUGGCCUUAUGGGCGGGGAGUAUUCAUCAAUAACAACUACACCUUGGCAGUCUACGUGAAUGUACUGGACCACAUACGAGUGGUGACCUGCGCCAGCCACUCAAACAUUGGAAACUUGGGACUGAUCUACUCCAGACUGUGCAGACUGAUGGCUAUACUGGAUCGAGAUCUCGAAUUUAGCUUCGACGAGCGGCUAGGAUACUUGUCCUGCAGACCUACAAUGCUCGGCUGCGGGUUGCGAUUUACUCUCACCUUAAAGUGUCCCAAUUUACUGAAAGAACCGGACAAUUUGCUCUCACUGUGCUCGGUCAGAACCCUUUCCUAUAGCAGAAAUUCAAAUUGUCCGGACGUUUUUAAAGUGGCCAAUCGAGUGUCCGUUGGAGUAACCGAACUACAAUGUUUCCAGGACUUUUCCACGGCAGUUGCCAAUAUUUUGCAGCUGGAAAAGGACAUGUCUAUGACGAACUCUUUGCACAUCGCUGCAAUGUUUCUUAACAUCUUCAAGAAAAGAAGAUCUACAUAUGCUAAUAACGAAUAAUGCUGAAAAUACUAACUUAUGUAGCCGUUUUGUACUUUUUAUAAGAUAUAAUUUGCUGAAUGAAUUACUUCAUAUUUGCACUUUGGUGCCCACAGCUCAAGUUGUUUAUAUAAUUAUUUUUGUAAAUAUCGAACACUUAUUGGAGGGAUGCUUUCAGUAGGUCAGUACAACUGUAUAUUGUUGGACGUUUAACUGUGGUAGACGGU
Messenger RNA from Dendroctonus ponderosae (mountain pine beetle), 1126 nucleotides. Its product is annotated as arginine kinase. The record is from RefSeq and is a predicted model, not a curated record. NCBI's taxonomy places the organism in Eukaryota, Metazoa, Arthropoda, Insecta, Coleoptera, Curculionidae. The transcript has a single exon. Gene Ontology annotation, biological process: phosphocreatine biosynthetic process. The coding region runs from base 102 to 920 and encodes 272 amino acids. Gene Ontology annotation, molecular function: creatine kinase activity.